AUGGGAGACUGGUCAAUUCUGGGACGCUUCCUAGUGGAGGUUCAGAACCACUCCACAGUGAUCGGGAAGAUCUGGCUGACAGUGUUGCUGAUCUUCCGAAUCCUGCUGGUGACUCUAGUAGGAGAUGCAGUGUACGGUGACGAGCAGUCCAAGUUCAUCUGCAACACACUCCAGCCGGGCUGCAACAACGUCUGCUACGACACGUUUGCGCCAGUCUCACACCUGCGCUUCUGGGUCUUCCAGAUUGUCCUGGUCUCUACACCAUCCAUCUUCUAUAUCAUCUAUGCUCUCCACAAAAUCACCAAAGAUGAGAAGGUUCGGACAGAGCGAGCCCAGGCUCUGCUCCACCACCCACAUGUUGAGUGUGUUACGCAGUCGGGUGGAGAAGGCAACGUUUAUUUGGAAAGUCCCAGUGAAGAGGAGUGUGUGGAGCAGAGCCUCCUGCAGAGUGACUACAGAGAGGUUAGCAAGGACCCUACUGAAUAUUCAGGCCAGAUUUUGUUGAUAUACAUCAUCCAUGUGGUUCUUCGAGCCAUUCUAGAGAUAAUGUUCCUGGUGGGCCAAUACUAUAUGUUCGGAUUUAAGGUGCCAUUUCUGUUUCGCUGCAAAGCCUACCCAUGCCCAACUCGAACCGACUGCUUUGUGUCACGUGCUACUGAGAAGACCAUAUUCCUAAACUUCAUGUUUAGCACAAGCCUGGGCUGCUUUCUUCUCAAUAUUGCUGAGCUUCACUAUCUAGGCUGGGUCUAUAUCUUCCACAUACUAUAUACAGCAUGUUUCGGGUGCUGUGAACCUAAAAGGAGACUACAUGUUUCCCACAGUCCUUUGCAGCUUAGGCUCAGGCAUUGGAUGAGAGGCAGGCUGGUCCUGCAGUCCUCUUCAGCCACUCUUCAAUCCCAUGAGAGGACAGCCACUGCCAUGUUCUCACAGGGACCAUCCAUUUCUUUUGAGACAGACUCAACACUAGAGUGCACCUCGAAGACAAACCCAGAAGAAAAAAAGUGCACAGGAAUAAAAUUAGCCAACAUGGCUAAGUUGAGCAGCAAGAAGUCUUGGUUAUGAGUGACCGUUACUGCCCUUUACCGCCUAUUAUUGUUAAAGCAUCAGCAAAAUGCACAACACAAUACAUUAUACUCUUUAAUUUACUUACACUAAUUUCACAGAGUAAUAUAGCAGUUUAAAAUAAACUGUAAGGAAUAAAACACUAAUCAAUGACAGCAUGGUGUGAUCCAUUAGCACCCCGAAUAUAUGCUGAAUAUUUUCACAUAACCGCACGGCCUGAAAUGUUUUAUUCCUCUUAUACAGCUGUAAUUUAUGAAUGACUAAAUAUUUUUUAAUUAAUUAAAAUACAUCAUGUUGUCAUUACUAUUAGUUUAUAGUUAGGUUUAUUGUUGUCAAACAUCCAAGAAACAAGUUAGUUCCUGUUAUCAGUUACAUUACAGCAACUAUAAACAGUCAUCCUUUCUCUGGCCUCCCAUUUUAUUAAGAAACCGGAAUGCACAAACUCAUCUGUCCUGACACUGGAGACUCCUUCCAUAAAUGGCAAAUAAAUGUCUCCUUCGAGAAAGCUUCACUAUAUCAACAGUUAUACAUUUUUUUGUUAUUGUUAAUCACUUUAUUUUUAGCCUUAGAUAAUGUGGAGUGUCUGUCAUACAAGUCCCUGUGGAUUCAGUGUUACUGCAGAAACAAUAAUUAAUGAGGAUGAUAACUUCUCAAAUCACAAAAUGAGGUCAAAUCUAAGCUCCUUAAAGAUCUUUACUUUGCUCCAACAGUGUCUCACUAUCACUAACCCAUGUGGGAAGAUAACAACCUUAAUGGACUUUUGAAGUAGUUUUUGUUUAUUGUAAUAUGCAAAGAUCAUCUGAUUAAGCUGUCAGUUUUUGCACUCUUCACUGUAAAAUAUUUAAAAAGGUAACAAUCACCAGUUAAUGAUAUUUAAUGAAAGAAGUGUGGAGAAUAUCAAGGCUUCUUUUUUGUGGCUAAUAAUCUUUAUAUUGAAUGAUUUGACUUCAUGUUUUAGCUUUUCUUUAGUGUAUAUUCUUAUGCACAUGGCAGUUUAUGCUUUGUCCGAGAGAGGGCGCCAUUUCCAAUGGUUAUAAUUUCAUCACAAUGAGCUAAACAGACAUUGUAACAGUAAAAUAGUACUUUUUUUUUUUUUGCAUUUAUUAAUUUUAUGGAGCAAGACAGAACUGCAAAGUAAAUAACGCUCUAAGAGCACACUGAAACCUUGCAUACAAAUACUGUAUACAAACAGAAACAAGCUUAAUGGAUUUGUUC
Pangasianodon hypophthalmus (striped catfish) is the source of this 2277-nucleotide messenger RNA. RefSeq names its product gap junction delta-2 protein. Gene Ontology annotation, cellular component: connexin complex. The record is from RefSeq and is a predicted model, not a curated record. NCBI's taxonomy places the organism in Eukaryota, Metazoa, Chordata, Actinopteri, Siluriformes, Pangasiidae. Gene Ontology annotation, biological process: cell communication. The coding region runs from base 1 to 1062 and encodes 353 amino acids. The transcript has a single exon.